Messenger RNA from Coccidioides immitis RS, 607 nucleotides. RefSeq lists its product as uncharacterized. Lineage: Eukaryota; Fungi; Ascomycota; Eurotiomycetes; Onygenales; Onygenaceae. The record is from RefSeq and is a predicted model, not a curated record. The transcript has a single exon. The coding region runs from base 212 to 607 and encodes 131 amino acids.
UGUCUGAAAGCAAUCUUCUAGUCUAUACCUUUGAUACUGCGUGACAGUGACAUGAUAUCCUUGACCGAAACCCGCGACUAGCUCAUUCCUGAGAGCGACAUGGCUGGCUUCCAAAACUAGAAUCUCUUUGUUUCCAACUUCAACAAUUUAGGGUAUUUUGCUAUAAGGGGGCUAUCGUAUACGGGCGGUAGCCCGGCCAAGUGCCUGCUAGAUGCAGUUAAAUCUGACAAAGAUUGAGAAUUGCAUCGAGAGAAGAUGCAUUGGAAACAAGGAGGGGGUUGCCGUGAUAGAGACGUUUGGGAAGACGUUUCAAGAGCUUGAGAAGCUCAAAAUAGAGCAGGCAGUGCUGUGCGAGGAAUGGGCGACAUUACGAGAGGAGCUGCAGGAAACACAGACAGGCACCAUUAGACUCCACUUGGAUGUAUGCGAAGACACACGUGUCCUCCUGGAGGGUGGACAACAGGACUGGGACGCAAAUGUAGUCCCACAUGGGGGAGAUAUCAUUUUCGAUGUCAAGGCUAUCCAACACACCGCGGAAAUCAAUCACCAUUUCAAGGUGACGAUGGAAACAGUUCAGUUUUCAAAGUUAAGUGAUUCGAAGAAUUGA